Trichoplusia ni (cabbage looper) is the source of this 5495-nucleotide messenger RNA. It is a transcript of the gene lovit, whose product is annotated as proton-associated sugar transporter A. Gene Ontology annotation, cellular component: membrane. Lineage: Eukaryota; Metazoa; Arthropoda; Insecta; Lepidoptera; Noctuidae. The transcript has 10 exons. The record is from RefSeq and is a predicted model, not a curated record. Gene Ontology annotation, molecular function: sucrose:proton symporter activity. Bases 1684 to 3462 code for a protein of 592 amino acids.
AAUAAAACAUUUAAAUGAAUCAGUGUCAUAGAAUUACAUCAUCGAAAAAUCAUGAGUUGAUCUUUCUAUUUCCGAAGCUAUAAGAUAAGGUCGUGUAAAGAUUUGAACAAGUUUGAAUACAUUACUAUUUAUCUAUAGAGCGAUUGUACGUGUGAUUGAUCAUAUUUGCUUGAGUGCAGGAAAUGUUAUCAAAAGUGUAAAUGUACAGCGAGAGCAAAUAUUAUUGAGUAUUGUUCUUAAGGCACCUUUCUGUCCACAUAAACACGUGUGUAGAAACAGUUAUGUAGAAUUUGCAUUUUAAGUAGAAAUUAUAAGGAAACUCAAAUAGCGAAGAAUGAUACGCUCUUUACUUAUUUAACUAACAUCUGACUGAUUGAGUCUGAUUGCAAGUAGUCCGAUGUUUCACCUCUGGCACCUAUGGCGAUAUCAGAUGAGUAACGGAGUGUCAAACUACAUACCAAAAAGUUACUUAAUCCGCAUAAACUUUCAUUAAUGAAUAAAUCUUUUGUUGUUCAUCGAUUUGCUAUCUUUUUUAAGAGACCGGUGUACUCAGUGUCAGCUGUCAAGCAAUGAUUGAUAAGCAAGGCUGAUUGUGGAGACCGCCUUUGAAACCGUAUGAAGUUCGGUACGCGGCCUUGAAAACAUUUAGGCACCUGCCUGAGAUUUUAAAAGGGUUUCUUGAAGCGUUCAUUUAUCUUUUACCUCUAUCAAAUACAUUUCAUACGUUACCAAUUGUUAUAAAAUUGGGCGUUUCCUGAUUUGGAUUCUAUCAAGUGGAAACUCCUCAACAUAAUUUAUUGUUAAUUAUCAGGCAUGAGAUUCAAUCCGGCACCUUUGACACGUUUAUUGGCCAAAUAUCAAGAGUUAAACUUGAAAUAUCACAGGACUAAACACAAUUUACUACCUUGGAAUUACACAGGCUUUUGGUAAGCGAGCGAAACUCAAAAGAUUUGCGUGAAAAAUUCGAUGAUGUAUUUUAAAUGAUGUUCACGAAACUGAACAAACGUCUUCUGUCAGUUUUAUGCGCUACGUUUAUCAUUGUGAGUGUCCUUCCUGUCAUUUCUUCCUUUGAUUUUCACGGUUCGUUUCACAAAUGUUUAUUUAAAUGAGAAUGAUUCGUGUGAGGUAGCCGUUGUCUCUGUUCGAGUCACGAGGGUGGAUCGCCGGCUUGGAGGCGCAUCGUGCGGGUCCUAGCCUUGUUCAUUAUGAACUACCCAACAAUACAGUAUUUAUCUCUUGCAAACAAUUCAACAUAUUAACGUUUCAUUAUUUAUUGCACCUUGUAAAUUAUUUCACAAGGCAAAUAACUACGCAUUUAUUUAUUGUCAAGUGCACGCUGAACUGUUAACAUGUGUUUAUAAUUAGAUCUGCAUAAUUAUCUAGGAAUCUUUUGUGGAGUAGUUAACUCUUUUUCUUUUGUAGCGAGUUUUAUAUUGGUCUAAUAUUGUUCCGGGAGUGAUGAGUUUGAAUAUUUGAAGUAGAACUUUGGUAUUUACUGUGCAAGUUGAGUAACUGUGGGUUGAAAUUUUGUUUCCGGACUUAAUUGUUGUGAUAUCGAGUUACAUAUACGCGUAUAACAUUAAAAUGAUUUGACGAUGUCUUAGCGUGUGCGAGGAAUCCCUCUGCCCAACCAAAUUCAUUCAGACAGUCUUAUGUUACUGGUGUAAAAAUAGAGGUGCGAAAAUGACGGACAAGUUACAUGAAUACCAGGGCUUGACGGGUCGGUUGCACGGUGCCCGGGACAGGUAUAAGGAGAGGUGGUCGCAAUGGAAGGAGCAGCAUCCCCGGGGCAUUCGAGACGCAUUUGCAGAGACCCUGUUCGGGAUACCCAACUCUGAUGACGGCCCUGAGAGAGUCUGGCAGGAUAGUGCGUACAGUGAUCUGUAUAGGAGAAAAAGUCGCAUCGAGCUGAUGCGAAUAUCGGCAGCUGUGAUGGGGAUCGAGUUCUCUUACGCGGGCGAAACGGCCUUCGUGUCACCAACGUUGCUGCAGAUCGGGGUCCCUCAUCAGCAAAUGACGCUGGUGUGGGCCCUCUCACCUCUUAUAGGGUUCUUCAUGACUCCACUACUGGGAUCCUUGAGUGACCGCUGCCGAUCUAGCUUCGGAAGACGAAGACCCUUUAUUCUAAUGAUGUCACUAGGAGUACUUAUUGGUCUUAUUUUAGUGCCUAAUGGGGAAGAUUUAGGCUACGCCCUUGGAGAUGAGUUGCCGCUAAACAGGACAGACGUGCCAUCGGCGCUGGGCCCUCGCAGCCAAGCUCUGGACACUGCCAACAGCAACUACCAUCCCUGGGGCGUGUUCUUCACUGUCCUUGGCACUGUAUUCUUGGACUUCGACGCCGACGCCUGCCAGAGCCCGGCCCGCGCUUAUCUACUUGACGUGACAGUUCCAGAGGACCAUGCUAAGGGUCUGAGCACAUUCACGGUGAUGGCUGGUCUUGGCGGCUUCAUGGGGUACGCGCUCGGCGGGAUCAACUGGGACGACACGAGAUUAGGUGAAAUCUUCGGGGGUCACGUCCGGGCCGUAUUUUCCCUCAUCACCAUAAUAUUCGUGGUGUGUGUGUCGGCAACCAUCACCAGCUUCAAGGAGAUCCCUCUGACGGAGCUUAACGAGCAGGAGGAGUUCCGCAGGCAGGCGGAGAGCCAGCGAGCACAGGAGAGCUUCGAUGAGGAAGGUCCGGAGAAGAACUUGAAAAGGGAGAAUGCUACCUACGGGUCGCUGAACCAGCCAGAGAGCGGAGUGGCCUUGAACUCCUUGGAGAGUGCUCCCAAGACAGAGUCCCUGUCUCUAGUCCACUACCUCAAGUCCAUCGUGAUGAUGCCGAGCUCCUUGCGUGUCGUCUGCCUCACCAACCUGUUCUGCUGGAUGGCUCACGUCUGCUACUCCCUGUACUUCACUGACUUCGUCGGCGAAGCUGUCUUUGGAGGAGAUCCUGCGGCGCCUGUGGGAAGUGUAAGCCGCACGGAGUACGAGGCUGGCGUUCGUUUCGGCUGCUGGGGCAUGGCCAUGUACUCACUGUCCUGUGCUUGCUACUCCACCAUCAUCGAGAGGCUAAUCAAACGGCUUGGUGCCAAGACAGUGUACGUGGGUGGUCUGUGCACGUACAGCUGCGGCAUGGUGGCGCUGUGCGCUAUCCGCGGGCGCGCCGCCGUGCUGGUCUGCAGCUGGGCGGCCGGCGUCAUGUACUCCACGCUCUUCACCAUGCCCUACUUACUUGUGGCGCAUUAUCACGCUACUGGCAUGUGGGACAGCGGCGGUGGUGGUUGCGGUGCGGCUCGCGGUGUGGGCACAGACGUGGGCGUGGUGAGCAGCUGCGUGUUCGUGGCGCAGCUGCUGGUGUCGCUGGGCAUGGGGGCCGCGGUGCGCGCCGCCGGCUCUACCGCCGCCGUCGUGGCCGCAGCUGCUGCCCUCGCCGCCGCUGCUGCAGUCACCGCUACGAAAAUCACAUACCUUGAUCUUUAGGCUUUUCUGGAACUGCUGUUGGCUGAAAACGUACAGUAUUUUAAAGCGUAUUCAUCUUAUAAUGGGGUCUAUUCUUCCAUUCCUUCGUGUUGAUUAAUAGUAUGCAAUUAUAUUUACUACAAGUUAUAGUAGUAUCCUGAAACCUAAUAAAUGGGACAUCGUGGACUUCUAGGUUGAGCCACGAGAUCCUGUAAAAACCUCAAACAAUGACUUCGCCGUGGCUUGAACGAUCUAAUGUAUGAAUUUAUGAUCUAAUGUAUGGUAAACGCUGGUCGUCACUAAGUCGCGAGUGGUUUUAGGAAGAAUUCUACUUUGAGAAGUAAGUCUGGUAUCUUCUCAUACAGAGAAGAAACCAUUGAACCUACCUAUCCUGCUUGGCUACUAUUUCUGCAGAUCAGAGGGAAUAUAUUAGAAUCAUAUAAUAGCACGCAAUAAAUUUAAGUAUCAACAUGACUAAACUUGAAGUCGUGUCCUCAUGCAUGAGUCAGCCACAUUAAACUCCAAUGUUGCAGAAACUGCCGUUCUGCGGCUGUAUCCCAUCUAUUUGCGCGAGUAAUAUCCAAUUUGACCAAUCGGGAACAACGACUUCCGCGUCCUAUUCGAGCGUGUGAAACAUCACUAUUGGUUUCAAUUGCGAUUCUAGAGUAGUCUUCAAUGAUCUCUGUAAUUUAAUUUGUACUGGUUUAAUAGAAUAUGAGCUCUCUAAAACCUGGCUGUAGCUACAUAUCACUUUUUGAAUUGAUAUUUUAUCAGGUUAUACGUGAUCUCUCUUUAACGAAAUGGUGUUUUUAAUGUUAUAACUUUACUAUAUAAAAAUUACAGUAGGUACAUACAGUAAUGAUUUCGUAGAGUCGAGUUAAACCACUCACCCCGCUCCCAAAGUUGAUUAUCUGCCUUAAUCAAGUUCAGUAAUUGUCUUAGCCUUUGUCGUCUACAGAAGCGAGACAAAACAUUUUCUGAUAUAAUUAAUGUAAAUGGAUAUUGUGGAGACAUCCAAAUUAUGAGACAAACGUAUUAUGUUAAAGUCGAAAAGUUUGUAUCAUAACUUUAUGAUAGUUUUUAUUAGAUAUUAUUGCGGAUGUAUUUUAAAAUUAAAUAUAACUAUAUUUAUUAUUCGCUUACCACAAAUAUCAGUAAUACAGAAACAAUUUGUUAUUUUUUUUUUUAAAUUUCGCUGCUGCCCAGAAUCUCUUUGUCUAAUAAGUAAUCUUAAUUUAAGUUAUCGGGUGGUGUCUUUAUUGAAACGUUAUGUAAAUGAAAAUGUUUAACUGCUGUAAAUAAUGUUAAAUAAGAAACAUGAUGUUGUUCCGUAUUUUAUUGUGGAAACUAAGAACCUUUGUGAAGGGCUCACUUGCUAACUAUCGUCAUAUAUUGAGUUGAGGCUAAAAACCAUGUAUUUCAGCGUCUCCAACUAUAUAAAUAUCAUGUUUCAUAUGAAAUCUAGCUACGUAUAAUCAAUUUGUUUAUUUUCCAACAGUGAAAAUAUUAGUGUUUAUGGUUCUUAGCUAAUUGUAGUAGUCGAUAUAAUACUGUGUAUAAAUGUAUAUGUAAUAAAUGUUAGAACACUUAUCGAUACAAAUUAUGGUCGACAAUAAAAUCAUUUAAUAGGUAGUCAAACGGUUUCAUGAAUGUGUUUUUGUCGUAAAUCCUAUUUUAAAACCUAAAUAAACCAUUUUUGAAGUAUUUUUAUUAAGUUUUAUGCUCAUAACAUUACGUUUUCUUAUCAAUUGGAAUGUAACCAAAAUAUCAAAAUAGUCCGACGGAUAGAUUUGCAAAAAUUUCAGAUGUAGUUUUUUUCUGUUUACGCAUAUACAAAAGUUGAAAUCUAGUGUGACGUCACUUACCAGUCGACUUUUAUUAGAGGUUCUUAGCCCCUUUCCAUUCAUCCAUCAUUGAUCCAUUUGUAUUAGCAUUUUCCUUGAUUUUAUGAAACAAAAUCUACCUGAUGGACUAAUUUCAUCUUUGUUUAAGAUAAGACAGAAAAAUAGAAUCUAAAGGCCGAUUUUUCAAUCGCCAGAUAAUUUUUAUUCGAU